AAAAUAAAUACAUGGGUAUUAGUACGACAUACAAUAUGAAACGACCCGUUAUAUUUUGAUUGGAUUGAGCAGAAUUAUUUCGCUUGCUUUUAACGGCAGGACCAUAGGAGGCUCUAAUAUUUUAUAGCUCUUUGGCUGUUUAGUUCAGAGAGAGAGAGAGAGAGAGAGAGAGAAUGGGAGCGAUUCUCUCCAGUUUGUUCGGAGGGGGGUCGGCCGCCGAUGCUUCUUCGUCAUCAUCAGAGCCGUCGCGCGUUUUGUCAUUUCACUCCUCGGCUAGAUGGCAGCUCCACCUCAAUGAAUUGAAAGAAUCACCCCAACUGAUGGUGAUUGAUUUUGCGGCGUCGUGGUGUGGACCCUGCAAGUUCAUGGAGCCCGCAAUAAAUGCGAUGUCUGCGAAGUUCACUGACGUUCAGUUCGCCAAGAUCGACGUUGAUGAACUCUCGGAUGUUGCGCAGGAGUUCAAGGUGCAGGCGAUGCCCACGUUCGUGUUGUACAUGCAAGGGAAGGAAGUGGACAGGGUUAUCGGGGCGAAGAAGGAUGAGCUCGAGAAGAAGAUAGAGCGUUACAGGACUCCGCAAGCUAAAACUCUAAGAGGAUGAGGAUGAUGAAUGAAUUUACUGAUGACGUUUGAAAACAUUGUUUGUUUUAAUGAGAAAUUGGGGUUCUUCCUCCAAGUUAGUGAGUGGCUAUCUCAUUCUCUGUGUUCUUACUUAGAUCAAUCCGAUCGCAUGCUCCUUCAUUAUAGAGAUAAAUAAAAGAUUGUGUGUUUAUUCUUAUGAA
This is a messenger RNA of Malania oleifera, 780 nucleotides long. RefSeq names its product thioredoxin H2-like. NCBI's taxonomy places the organism in Eukaryota, Viridiplantae, Streptophyta, Magnoliopsida, Santalales, Ximeniaceae. Bases 174 to 599 code for a protein of 141 amino acids. The record is from RefSeq and is a predicted model, not a curated record. The transcript has 3 exons.